CAAGGGUCCGAUCACAUAUAUCGUUCAGUUUGUUUUUAGCAUAGCAUUACCCUUAUUCCACGGAAAGGAUGACUUCAAAUUCACCAACAGAGGGGUCUAUACCCAUAUCCAAUGCUGCAGAUGACAAACAAUUUUCCCAUAACAAUCGAGCGCUAUCCAGUCUGUCGGAAAUUCCGAAUGCCAGGGUUGUAGAAGGAUAUCAGCUGACCAAGUUGAUGGACGACCAAAUUGUGGUUGACUUUGAUCAUAACUCGAUAGCACACCCAACCAAUUGGAGCCGAACCAAGAAGACAUAUAUAGUUCUUGCUGCACUGUUUCUUGUUUUGAACUCCGGCAUAUCCUCCUCUUUGCCCAGCAAUGUUGUACCAUACAUCAUGGAAGAUUUUGGCAUCCAGGGUGGCUCACAGAAGGUUCUACCAACAGGAGUCUUCCUCAUCGGAUAUGUUGUCGGUCCUUUGGGGUUCAGCCCGUUGAGUGAAACGGUUGGAAGGAGGCCCGUUCUACUCGGAAGCUUUACGGUCUUUGUUCUGGCGACACUUGCCUGUGCUUUUGCUCCGAACUGGUCCUCAUUAUUGGUUUUUCGAUUCAUAUGCGGCGUAAUGGGUGCUGCACCCCAGACUGUUGUUGGUGGCCUAUAUGCGGAUAUGUUCUCGAACACACGGGACCGCGGCCGGGUGAUGACCUUUUAUAUGUCUGCUGCAAGCUUCGGACCAAUUGUGGGGCCGAUCAUGUCCGGUUGCAGCGCACAGUACGGCUGGCGCUGGGCAUUUCGCAUCGAUCUAAUCCUAGCUGGAUGCUGUUGGAUUAUUGGGCUCUGUCUUCCUGAAACCUUUGCGCGAGUUAUCCUCAAGCAUAAAGUGAAGGAGCUGAACAACACGUUUACGACACAGACCUAUAUUUCGCAGCUUGACCUGAAAAAAGCGGAAGUGAACACCAGUCUCGUCGAGAUCUUCACCAGACCUAUCACAAUGGUUAUCUUCGAGCCUAUUAUUCUCUUCAGUGCUCUGUAUAUCUCAUUUGCUUAUGCGCUCAUUUUCUUUUGCUUCGCAGCAUACCCCAUCAUUUUCCAAGGAACUUAUGGCUUCAACAUUCAGCAGACUUCACUCUGCUUUUUACCCAUUGGCAUUGGCGCGGCGUCAUCAGGUCUCAUCUCUCUUUACUACGAUGUCUUCUACGAAAAAGCCAAGGCUCAAGGCAAGAAGUGGACCAGCAUUCCGGAAUACCAGCGACUUCCUAUAUGCCUCAUCGGCGGCCCUUGCCUCACGAUCAGUCUGUUCUGGCUCGCCUGGACCGCAAACCGCAGCGUCUACUGGCUGGUUCCCGUUCUCUCCGGCCUCAUGUUUGGCGUCGGAUACCAGAUCAUUUUCAUUUCACUGUUGACGUACGUCACGGAUGCGUAUAAGGUCUACUCCGCGAGCGCACUGUCUGCAUCGCUUAUCACCCGAAGUAUUCUUGGUGCGGUGUUUCCGCUGGCGGCCGAUCCCAUGUACUCCGCGCUGAGUGUGGGGUGGGCGACCUCGAUUCUGGGCUUCGCUAGUUUGGCGUGUAUCCCUAUCCCUAUAAUGUUUAUCUAUGCUGGAGAGUGGAUUAGGAGAAAGAGCCCGUUCUGUCAGCGGCUGAUGGAAGAUGAAAGGAGAAGGAAGGAGGAGGCGAUGGUGACUAGACCCGCAACCCCAGAGGAGGUCUAA
This is a messenger RNA of Aspergillus homomorphus CBS 101889, 1688 nucleotides long. RefSeq names its product MFS transporter. Gene Ontology annotation, molecular function: transmembrane transporter activity. The coding region runs from base 69 to 1688 and encodes 539 amino acids. The transcript has 7 exons. The record is from RefSeq and is a predicted model, not a curated record. Gene Ontology annotation, biological process: transmembrane transport. NCBI's taxonomy places the organism in Eukaryota, Fungi, Ascomycota, Eurotiomycetes, Eurotiales, Aspergillaceae.